Epithele typhae is the source of this 780-nucleotide messenger RNA. RefSeq lists its product as uncharacterized. The transcript is spliced from 7 exons. Gene Ontology annotation, molecular function: ubiquitin protein ligase activity; zinc ion binding; ubiquitin conjugating enzyme binding. The record is from RefSeq and is a predicted model, not a curated record. Gene Ontology annotation, biological process: ubiquitin-dependent protein catabolic process; positive regulation of proteasomal ubiquitin-dependent protein catabolic process; protein polyubiquitination. Bases 1 to 780 code for a protein of 259 amino acids. NCBI's taxonomy places the organism in Eukaryota, Fungi, Basidiomycota, Agaricomycetes, Polyporales, Epitheliaceae. Gene Ontology annotation, cellular component: ubiquitin ligase complex; cytoplasm.
AUGAAUGCCACGAUCGAAACCAACGCAUCUCACACCCGCGCACUCGAGAAACGCCCCGAAGGGAAGGAGGCACAAGCGCACGACGCCGACGUUGCGCUCGACUUGCAGCGCCAGUACGACCAGGAGGAUCAACAUCUGCAACAGCAGUAUCGUUUCCUCAAGGAUACGGCCCCCGCUAUCUUCAAAUGCGCCAUAUGCCUCGAACGCUAUCAAGAGGACUUCGUCGUCCGCCUUAUGCCGUGUGGUCAUAUGUUCUGUCGCGGCUGGGCACGGCGAUCCAGCGAACUGGACGUCGAAUCCCUCCAGCAGCUUGGUCUGACAGAGAAGCAGUACGAGAGAUACAACGAGAUGCAGCUGGCGCGGUUUUCCACCAUCGUUCAUUGCCAAAAGCGAGUUGCCUCAUGCAAGAGGACGAUCUUCGUCGACAAGCGAGAGUAUCAGCAGACCAGCGAGGUCGUCUGUCCGUUCCCCAAAUGCGGAUACGCGUGGUGCAAGAUGUGCUCGCAAGCUCUCGAUCCCAGCGGUCCAAAGCACUCCUGCGACGGGUCAUCGGAGUUGCGACAUCUCAUGGGCGAGCGCGGCUGGAAAGCCUGUCCGGGAUGUGACACGCCCACGGAGAAGACGGGCGGAUGCAACCACAUGACGUGCAUGUCCCCCGCGUGCAACACCCACUUCUGUUACUUGUGUGGCAAGCUCAUCGUCAAAACGUCCAGGAGAAGUAGCCUCAAAUCAGCACUGGCGAAGCACUACCGGAAGUGCACGCUUUUUGAGUAUCGUUGA